Molecule: messenger RNA, 1001 nt
Organism: Periophthalmus magnuspinnatus
Lineage: Eukaryota; Metazoa; Chordata; Actinopteri; Gobiiformes; Gobiidae
Gene: xrcc2
Product: X-ray repair complementing defective repair in Chinese hamster cells 2
Exons: 6
Coding region: 63-1001 (312 amino acids)
Biological process (GO): DNA strand invasion; double-strand break repair via homologous recombination
Cellular component (GO): replication fork; Rad51B-Rad51C-Rad51D-XRCC2 complex; centrosome
Molecular function (GO): ATP hydrolysis activity; four-way junction DNA binding; ATP binding
Source: RefSeq, a predicted model, not a curated record
AACGCGGAAGCGGACACGCGCAUGUGGCGGGUUUGUUUUGAAAAACCAGAGAAGAUCCGAACAUGACAGAAACCGGAGCUCAGCUUUUUGCUCGUCUUGAAGCCCGUCGCAGUUUGAAGGAUAUUGAACCUCGUCUGUUUCCAGAUAAUGGCGGUCCUGAAAAUGGUGAAGUGGUGGAAAUCUUUGGACCUGAAGGGACUGGUAAGACCGAGCUCCUCUACCUGCUCCUGUCCCGCUGUAUCCUGCCCCUCUCUGCUGGAGGUCUGGAGCUCAGUGUGAUCUUUGUUGAUGCAGACUUCAGUCUGGACCUGUUCAGAUUGGUUAGCAUACUGGACAACCGGCUCCACACAACAGCUCCCUCUGGUGGCCCAGACGAGGCACUGCUCCGCUCCUGUCUGUCGCGGUUGCUGGUUCUUCACUGCUCCUCCUCCUCUCAGCUCCUUUUAACCCUUCACUUCCUGGAAACGUCCUUUGCCUCUCGCCCAGACCAAUCACUGCUCCUCAUUGACAGCAUUUCCGCCUUCUAUUGGCUGGAUCGAGCAGAGGGUAGGACCAGCUACAGCAAACAGGAAGAGAAACUCAACAAGUGCUCAGAGCUGCUGGGAAGACUGCUCAGGGAUUACAAGAUCACUGUAUUUGCCACCUGUCACUCCAUUCGACAAAACAGCAGCCCUGUGCCAUCCUCUGCACCUUCUCAUUCCUCUGCACCCUCUCCUUCUUCUGCUCCUUCCUCCUCCGCUCCCUCCCCAUCUCUGGACCAGGACAAACCGUACCUGUGUCGGGCAUGGCAAAAGCUCGUGUCGCACCGUUUAACCUGCUCCAAGAGUGAAAUUGUUCCCAAAAUGGCUACCACCACGGCUUCCUCGUUGAUGGGACCAAAGCGGAGGAGAGCCACACAGUUCACCGUCCAUUGCUCCUCCAGGAACAAAGGCUCCAGAAUCAACCACUUCACUGUGACAGACAGAGGAGUGGAGUUUAUAACGGAAUUGAACCAAGACUGA